CGCCCCUGGAUAUAAACUCCCUAAACCCCUCUAAACUAAAUAACAACCACAACAUGGUGGAGACAACCUCACCUCCCAGUGGAUUAACCAUAAAACGUUGUCCCUCCAGUCCCCUAAGUGAUCAUCAUCUCAGCCAGCAUCAUAAUCUGCAUCAGCAACAACAACAGCAUCAGCAGCAACAACAACAAUUGCAACAGUUACAUCAGCAGCAUUUACAAAAUAAUAUCAACCAACAAAACAAUCCUACACCCCGUCAUAGUCCCCGCAGUCCAGCCACACCGAAUGCCGCUUAUCUAACCACCGCCAUGCUUUUAAAUUCCCAACAAUGCGGCUAUUUGGGCCAACGUUUGCAAUCGGUAUUCCAACAACAACAACAGCAGCAACAUCAACACACCCAAUCACAAACCCCCUCCUCCGAUGAUGGCUCUCAGUCAGGCGCCACCAUUAUCGAUGAUGAUCGUAUUACUUUAAGAGACACUGCCGUCGGUUCGGCCACUGCCACUGCUGCGGCGGCUGCCUCUAUAUUUAGCAUUGAUAGUAUUUUGGGUUCCCGUUCUGUAAAUCAUAAUAACAAUAAUAACCACAACAAUAACAACAUUAUCAUCAAUUCAAAACGAUCCGAAUCCCCCACAUCACCCAGUUCAAACUCCAGCUCGGCUGCCUCAAGUCCCUUAAGGCCGCAACGUGUACCAGCCAUGCUGCAACAUCCUGGUUUACAUUUGGGUCAUUUGGCUGCUGCAGCAGCUUCGGGAUUUGCUGCCUCACCUUCAGAUUUUUUAGUUGCGUAUCCCAAUUUUUAUCCCAACUAUAUGCAUGCGGCUGCGGUAGCUCAUGUAGCAGCCGCACAAAUGCAGGCUCAUGUGAGUGGUCAUAGUUCUAGCAUAAAUCACAAUCAUGGUCAUGCCCACCACAUGCACCAUGGCCAUCAUGGUCAUCAUAUGGCGGGGCAUUUGGGUCAUGGACCGCCACCCAAAAGAAAGCGUCGUCAUCGUACAAUUUUCACCGAAGAACAAUUGGAACAAUUGGAGGCGACUUUCGAUAAGACCCACUAUCCCGAUGUGGUGCUGCGAGAGCAAUUGGCUUUAAAAGUGGAUUUAAAAGAAGAAAGAGUAGAGGUUUGGUUUAAAAAUCGUCGUGCAAAAUGGCGCAAACAAAAACGUGAGGAACAAGAACGUUUGCGUAAACUGCAAGAGGAACAAUGUAGUGGCAGCUCAAAUCCCAACAAUAAUGUAACAAAUAACACGGGCAUAGUCAAUCUCAAAUGUACGCCAGAGGAUUUUGUCACACAAUUGCAAAUAAAAUCCGAUCCCAAUUACAGUGAUGGUGAUGAAUCAGAUUUAGAAGUAGCAUAA
This is a messenger RNA of Calliphora vicina (urban bluebottle blowfly), 1352 nucleotides long. RefSeq names its product Goosecoid (gene Gsc). The transcript is spliced from 3 exons. Gene Ontology annotation, molecular function: DNA-binding transcription factor activity, RNA polymerase II-specific; RNA polymerase II cis-regulatory region sequence-specific DNA binding. Gene Ontology annotation, biological process: regulation of transcription by RNA polymerase II. NCBI's taxonomy places the organism in Eukaryota, Metazoa, Arthropoda, Insecta, Diptera, Calliphoridae. The record is from RefSeq and is a predicted model, not a curated record. Bases 54 to 1352 code for a protein of 432 amino acids. Gene Ontology annotation, cellular component: nucleus.